Messenger RNA from Lycium ferocissimum, 1107 nucleotides. RefSeq names its product F-box protein CPR1-like. NCBI's taxonomy places the organism in Eukaryota, Viridiplantae, Streptophyta, Magnoliopsida, Solanales, Solanaceae. The record is from RefSeq and is a predicted model, not a curated record. Gene Ontology annotation, molecular function: protein binding. Bases 1 to 1107 code for a protein of 368 amino acids. The transcript has a single exon.
AUGGGACUAGAACACAUCCAAGAGGAAAUACUUAGCAGGCUGCCUGUGAAGUCUCUUAUUCGGUUCAAGCGUGUUUCGAAAUCUUGGAAGACAUUAAUCUCCGAACCUUACUUUAAGAAGAAGCAUCUCAAUCAUGCCAAAAACCACAAUUCCCGAAAAUUGCUUAUUAGCCAAAGUGGUUAUGGUCAGGAUCAUACUUUUACCUUCUAUUCUUCUUCUUUGUCCUCAGUUCAACUUGUUAAGGAUAUACAAAGACUUGAUUGGCCUUUAAACUCGAAAACAAUUCAUGCUAGAGUAUAUUGUUGUUGCGAUGGCUUGUUUCUCAUCGGUAUUUGGAGUAAUGUUGAGGAGGAACAUCCUUCAAUAUUAUUGCUAUGGAACCCCGCCACAAGAGAAUCAAUAGUACUUUCUCAUUCAGAAUUGCCGCCAUCAGAAUUAUCUCUUUAUGGAUUAGGAUAUGACUCCACUAGUAAUGACUACAAAGUCGUUAGGAUUGACGGGUAUGAUUAUUAUACACCCGAUGAAAUUCUCGUACUAAAAAGUGGUUCCUGGAAGAAAAUUGAUAAAACAACAUAUAGGUCAGAUGGCUGGUUAUGCGCAUCUCAUGACAAUAUGGACGGUUUGGUAUUUGUACAUGGAGCACUUCAUUGGCUCGGUUGCGAGCCGAGGUUCACAGUGGUUUCGUUUGAUAUUUCGAAUGAGAUGUACGGAGAAAUACCGCUGCUUAAGAUAAUGCACUCAUUCACUAUGAAAACAGGUUUAUCAGUGUUAGGAGGAAUGCUUUGUGUUCAUUGUAACAAGCACGAAACUUUUAAUUUAUGGGUAAUGUACGACUAUGGUGUCAAAGAAUCUUGGAUUAAAUCGUUCACCAUACCACAAAAACAAUAUGGGUUUUGUUUUAUCACACCGAUAUAUAGGUUUCCUGAUGAUGAAGUGCUGCUAUUUUGCAACCUCAAAAAGGUUGGAACUGUAUUUAGGACAUUCGAUGCAUCAUUCAGAUUAAGCAAUCGAAUAUGGCCGCUAGAUUGUGACGAUAUUGAUGCACGUACCAUUCAAGAUGGUUUUGUUUAUACAGAAAGUUUGAUCUCUCCAAAAUUGGAUCAUUAA